This is a messenger RNA of Phytophthora nicotianae INRA-310, 2882 nucleotides long. RefSeq lists its product as hypothetical. Bases 119 to 2740 code for a protein of 873 amino acids. The transcript has a single exon. Lineage: Eukaryota; Oomycota; Peronosporomycetes; Peronosporales; Peronosporaceae. The record is from RefSeq and is a predicted model, not a curated record.
ACUUCGCAGUACAGAGUCUGUACAGCCUUUGAGCUGAUCCACGUGGAGUGCGACCAGUCUCACUUUUUAUCCGCGUGCGCAGCAGCGGCGGCCAGCAGUGCUCAAUUCACUCACAACAAUGGCGUCCGCGGAUAUAAAGCGCAAAUUCUCGUAUUCUGUACCCGUCGUCGACGAUUCGUUACAAGGCACGUCUCUGAAGAACCCCGUCGAGUCGAAGGCCUGUACUAUUGCGCGUUGGAUGAAGCAAAGAAUCUCGAACUCGACUCUCGUUGGAAGUCUUUCUUCGAGACUAGGAUGGGUAUUUGUCUACGGUAUAGCACUCACUGCAUUCACGAUUUACCGCUGCACAGCACUGUAUGGUUUGAACAAAAUGUACGGCACCUCCAAGCAUGCUAAACUCGGUGUAGUGCUUCGAGCUUUGCUUCUCGGGUUUCUGGAAGACUUCGUGUGUGCGACGUAUUUCGCCUGCUUUCUGUGGCCAUUCGACACAUUUGCAAAGGUUUCUACCACCCAGCUCUCCAGGGCUGCAAGACUAGCUAGUAAAGUUCUGAAUUUCACGAUGUCGUGGCUGCUCUUCGUGGCGAUGAUGGUGCCCUUCAUAGCGGAUGCGGUCAUUGUUCGUCUUCGCUACAUGCGCUUCACGUUUGAUCUGGUUUCGAUGGCUAUUGACGAAAAGGACCACAUAAAGGCCGUUGCAGUAUCGAACUCAGAGGUGACUGAUACGUAUUUGAACGUGGCGGCACUGGUGACUGUGGCUACACUAUUCGCCACUGUGCGUACGUGGGCUCCAUGGGCUGACCUCUCGAGCAGGGAUGCAACGCAGAGGCCACUGCUUUGCGUUAAUUCACGAGCACGGCAUACAUACUGCACUCCUGAGAGUCGAACCGAUGAAAACGAUAGCGUUCCAGACAUGGAGAGUCCCAACGAAAAAGCCCAGUUGGUCCCGAUGCACAAAAUCUCGGUUAAAAUGGAUAAAGAUGUCACCAAUUCUUUGCAGUACUCUAUCGUUGCAAUCGACGAAGUGGUAGAGACUGAUACCAUCGAUGACAGUGAUGAUAAGCUGGUUACGCUCAGUCGUGUGAGCCCAAAUGCUGUCUCCCGCGAGUUCUGGAUACGAAGUACAAAGUUGCUCAUCGGGUUGGUUUUGUUUCCCAUGUUUGUGGUGGCACUCAGUCGUGCAAGUUCUCCUAUCAUUUCAUACACGGCUUUAAACACGACGCUAAACGAGCUGCUCAACCACGUCUUGGAGCCAACAAUGGGUGGCAAUUCAGCCUUUGAAGAUGCUAAUGGCCUCGGGGUCGAAUCUUUUAUCGACGACAGUGAAGAGCACACGCUCUUUGGCAAUGGAACUUUGUAUCGACGUACGACGGGGUUUCGAGGAGACCUCGCCUUCAACGUCAGUGUUAGCGACCAAGACCCACCCAAUGUCCUAGUUAUCGCGGUCGAAUCGUUCCGGUAUCAUGACUCUCACUACCUUGUGGGUGAUGAAGACCCGUCCAAUUUGUUCAAGGGCAGCAGCACCACGAUCACUCCAAACUUCGACAAAUGGGCCAAAAGAGGCAUCGCACUUCGAAAUUUUUGGUCCAGUUGGCGCACAAGUCGAUCCGUCGAGAGUCUCAUGUUCGGGCAGUUGCCAUACGAUAGUGUGACCAGAUCCGGGACGACGGGAGGCCGACGUGGCACAAAGUUAUCUGGAUUACCCCAACUCUUCAAAGCGAAAGGUUACGAGACGUUCUUCACGACGGGGUGUGUGACUGACUACGACAACUGGGACUUCUUCCUUCCUGCCCAUGGCUUCGACACAGUGUGGAGCCGCGACAAGAUGCAAAAGCUCGCAGAAACUGAUUUAGGGAUCAACUCUAGUGACUGGGAAGGGCCAGCACAGCGCGCACUCGAGUGGGGGGUUCACGACGAUCUGAGCUUCCAACUUCUUGGCGACUUAAUGGUGAACAAGACGAAGGCUCAACGGGAUCGAGUGCUAAAAGGAGAAGCAAAGAAGCCCUUGUUUCUCAAUCACUACACGAUUUCAAGUCAUGUCAACUAUAAAGAGCGUCCCAAGUGGUAUGAGGAAGCUGAAAAACCUGCUUUUUCGGCGUUGUAUCGGGGUCGAAAGUACGCAAAUAACAUCAAAAACUACCUCGAAAUGCGGUACUUCACGGACAUGGAGUUCGGCAAAUUCAUGGACAGGAUGGCUCAAAGUGGGAUCUUGAACGACACCAUCGUAGUUAUCUCGGGAGACCACGGCCAGGCCCCAGAAUUUGGCAACAACGUGCCCGACGAUCGAGACGUUUCGGCAACUCGUGUGGCUGGAGCGAUAGUUGCUGAAGGACGUCUAGGUGACGCUGCGGGGAUGAUAAUUGACGAUGCCACGGAGCAAUACGAUAUCCUCAGCACACUGGCGGACAUCACUGGAGUACCUGAAGGUGGUUUCGAACAGGAUGGCGUUGGUCGGUCUCUCAAGCGUAAAAUUAAGUUUGGGGAACGCGUCGUGUACAGUAACAACCCCAGCCGGAAGAUGUCAGUUGUACGAGGUCAUUUGCGUCUGCGGUAUGAUAAAGUGACGGAUUCGAUGAUGCUGCACGAUGUUGAUAAGGACCACGACAUGAAGAAAGACUUGCUACCAGAGCUCACAGCUGACGAGCGAUCGGAAUGGACGAAGUGGCGAGAUGCUGGACGCCAAGUCAACUCUUACUACACGGAGCGCUGGGUAGGCAAAUGUCUGCUUGCAGCGGGUUGCUGAAAUGAAGGAUAGACCUGUAGAUUGCACACACAUGACGAAAUGCACAUAAGUCUUCUGUUUAUGAUUAUUAGUACUGUACUUGAUAAUAUCCACUUCGCACCUUCAACUAAAAAAAAGGUUGUAGCUCACAUUUUCACAUCAG